Serpula lacrymans var. lacrymans S7.9 is the source of this 1083-nucleotide messenger RNA. RefSeq lists its product as uncharacterized. Lineage: Eukaryota; Fungi; Basidiomycota; Agaricomycetes; Boletales; Serpulaceae. The transcript is spliced from 5 exons. The record is from RefSeq and is a predicted model, not a curated record. The coding region runs from base 1 to 924 and encodes 307 amino acids.
AUGUCAGAGCAAAAAUUGGCCACACCCCUCCCCACCAAUCCUUCGACUCCUCAACAGCCAUCCUUCCAGCUUAACAGGGAUGCCCAUAAUACUUCAUCAGGGGGCACCGUAACUCCAAAAUCAGCAUUCGCGUUCCAGACAAGCUCGACGCCUCUUUCUGUGCCGCAGGUCACCAAGUCUAUCACGCCUGAACUUCUUGCCGCCAAUGAACUAAUGGCCAACAUGAAGGCGACCUUGACAACACUCGGCAGAACAUUUGACUGCCUUGGCGAGCAAACAUACAGAAUUUCUGCCCUAGGACCUGCUAUUCAGGGCUCACACCAGGUCUCCCUUAUUCGUACACAGCUUAAUGCACAGCAUGAGAGGCAAGAAGCUCGUAUGCAAGAGGUGAAGAUAUUGCUUCGUGAUGUUCUCAAGGCGCAACUUGCACAGCAUCUUAAUGCACGCGUCGAUACGAUGGUGCAUGAAAGAAUUGAGCGCGAGGUGAAAGAACGAGUAACGAAACAGGUCCAAACAAAUAUAUAUAACUCGGAAGCUCGAAGACAUAAUGCUCUUCUAGGGUCGAACACUGUGCACGAGGCUUUAUGCCCUUUGCUUCGACCUUUGCGUGUGACAACACUUUCCGACCAGGAACCCAAAGCCACAUCUCUGCGUGUGUUGGCUUACGAAUUGCCUACACCCUCAUCACUUUUCCCGCAUAACUUGUCAGCUCUACUUGCCCUCAGUUACGAAACAACAAAAGCCCUUGUCUCUGACUAUGAUCUGGAUCACGAGAUGUCAUUCGAUACAAAGGGAUCUGAAGGCGGUAGUGAAUGGGAGCACAGAGAUAUGUAUCUGAGCCACUUUAUGGCUCACAUAGGAGUGCCUUUUCAAGUUGUUUCAGCUUCUCCUUCGCAUGCAUUACUUACAGCCCGGUGGAGAUGAAGGCAUAUUGUGAUAAGUUCUCUUGAAUGUGGAGGAGAAGCGAAGGGCAGGCCCUGACUUAAUAUUUGUACCAAAACGAAACAGAGGCUGUCAUGUGGCGACAAGAACCUUGGUCGUUAAAAUGAAUUUUUAUAUAAGGAAAAUCCAUGUUAUCGUUGG